CAGUAGCAGAAGUAGGGCAGACGUGAGCACAACAGGUUAUAUGUGUGUGUAUGUUAAAUGUAGACCAGGAACCAGGCUCAGAAGUAAGUUUACAUUAUGUCAUGGGUCUGGACAGAACAGAGCAGAGCAAAGUGUUUGAAAGACUGGCUAUUAAUUUAAUGCUCAUGGGAAUGCCAGUCUCAGAAAUACGUUUUAACUAGUUUAGAUAAACAUUCAUUCUAGACUCAGUGAUGUCCCAUCAAGUGAUGCAUUGUGUGCUUCUCAUAUCUCUGACACUCUGGCAGACUUUUAUAGUGUCAGGGAAAAUCAUAGAUCUUUCUCAUAAACAUGGACCCACGACAUUCAUGGUACCUGGCUUCAACCAUUACAAAAGAUCAAAUGUAACAGUAACCAACCGUGGCAAUGUCAGGAUUGAAGCUGGGGACUACUCGUCUGCUGAACAUGGCGGCACUCACCUAGAUGCACCAGUACACUUUUCAGAAAAUGGCGUAGCGCUUGAUGAUCUACCAAUAGAGAACACUAUAGCAGACGGCGUAAUGAUAGACGUAGCAGAUGAGGCUAGCAGAAAUAUAGAAUACAAAGUACCAUUAUCUAAGGUCCAAGAAUGGGAGAGAAAAAAUGGCGAUAUCCCACAAGAAGCGGCAGUCAUUUUUAAUUUUGGCUGGCAUAAAAGAUUCCACGACAAAAAGCUUUACGUCAAUACAGAAUCUAACGAUUGGAAAGACUUGAAGUUUCCAUCAGUUAGUGAAGAAGUCGGAAUGUAUCUCUACGAGAAACGUAACAUUAAGAUCAUUGGCACAGACACCAUGUCGCCAGAUCCGCCAAACAGUGGGAAUCCAAUCCACGUCAGAUACUUACCCAACAACAAACUUAUUGUCGAAAAUCUCAACGCCACUGACUUGUUGCCCCCAAAAAAUUUUCGAUUCCACGCCGCGCCUGUCAGAUAUGUCGGUGCCUCUGGGGCUCAGGUCAGGGCCUAUGCUAUUAUAUACGAGACUCAACGCAGCGGGUCUAAUGCAAUUUAUUUAAAGUGGUCUCUGGUGUUAAUCAGUGCGUUUAUUCGUGUGUUUUAGUAAAAAUUGAAUGUCAAGAAGCUUCUUAUAAAAUAUAUAUCAGAGUAUAUAAUACAUCUACUUUGUAUAACAUAUAGUUUAAGUUAGACUUAUAUAUAAUACUAUAUCUGGACUGGACAAUGUCGUGAAUUUUUUAAAAGUUGAAACAAGGCGUUUGUUUUGUGAAGUUGUUGGUUGUUUUUUUUUCAACUCUAACCUAUGUAACCUAUAAUUUAAUUUUUAGAUCUAGAUCUAGUAAUUGAGCAUCAAAUAUAAGAGUACUCUCGACCCAUAAUUAUUAUUUUGCAAUUUUGAGAUACUUAAUCUAGAAAGAUCUAGGUAAUCAAUAUAUUUAAAUGUACAUAAGAUGAUUAAAAUCAACAGACAUGAAUUAUUUCGAUCUAGAAUUUUUGAAACAUUAUCUAAAUGGAAACUAAGAAAAUGGUUUUGUUUCAUAUAUUUGUGUGAAUAUAUGGAUCUGUGAUUAAUAGCCCAUUUUGAAGAAAAUCCGAGAAAUGAUUUUGUGUUAUUUCUAAACUUUGAAAUCUAAAGAUCAUUACUUUUCUAAGACAGAAAAGAUUGAUUGGGGCGACUUCCCUUAGAGCUUGAAAAAGAGUUACGUACAUAAAAAUCUAUAUAUAUAUAGGUCUGUGAAUCGAUCAAUCGCGGAUAAGAAUUUGUUUCCGGUUUUUAGUCUAGAUAUAAUAAAUAAGUCUAUGUUUAUUAAUGUUUAUUAAAACAUUCUGAAUCUUGCAACAUACAAAGUACGUAUUUUGAAAUUCUUCUUGAUAUUUCAUCGGUCAUUAAAAACAAUGUAUCAAAUACAUCUAAAUGCAAUUAUUUAUUGACAUGACAAACGAAUGCCAUUUAUACUUCAUUUUGCCAUUAAUUGAAAGUCAGUGUAAACGUUUAUCCAACAGAUCUGAGCACAAGCAUUGAACCAACAGACAAGUACAUUUCAUUUUGUACAUGAUUUUGACCUUAAUAACAGACCAGUGCAUCUCUAUUAGCAUUUAUAUGUGCUAUGUUUCUUUGCUCGAUCGGAAGUGUCUCGUUAUACUAUAGAGAUUUAUUAUAUUUUCUAUUUCUCAUAAAGCUG
Molecule: messenger RNA, 2151 nt
Organism: Biomphalaria glabrata
Lineage: Eukaryota; Metazoa; Mollusca; Gastropoda; Planorbidae
Product: kynurenine formamidase-like
Exons: 6
Coding region: 231-1073 (280 amino acids)
Molecular function (GO): arylformamidase activity
Source: RefSeq, a predicted model, not a curated record